AUGAUGGCGGCGUCUGCAAGGACCCGUGGAUAGGAGAAACUAGCUUACCACAGCACAGGCAAACCCCUCACAAGAAUUUAGCUUCGAUGCGCGGCUCGUGUCCGAGUAGAUUCUUAGUCGCAGUAAUCACUGUUCGCUCUCGUCUAGAAUCCGUCUCAGCCAGAGCACUCUGGACUGGUGUAUCAUGCAGUGGACUCCCUCGGUCCCCCUUUACUCUCGAAAGAGAUUCGCGUCUAGGCUCGGAGCGCGACGUACGACUAGGAAAUCAAAGUGUAAAUGCACACGUGAACCAUUAUGUAUGGCACAGUUGUUUUCGAGGACUUAUGACAGCAUAGUAUCAGGAAUGGUUGCCGAUAUCGGUAAGUAUCAGCACAAGGGUCACGUGACAAUGAGCUCGUCGCUGUAACCCGAAACAUCGAGUAGCAGCUUUACCAGAUCGAUGUCUCAAGUCCCCUCCCCUUCAUACCAA
Molecule: messenger RNA, 469 nt
Organism: Mytilinidion resinicola
Lineage: Eukaryota; Fungi; Ascomycota; Dothideomycetes; Mytilinidiales; Mytilinidiaceae
Exons: 1
Coding region: 87-335 (82 amino acids)
Source: RefSeq, a predicted model, not a curated record